AUGGAGUAUAAGGCAGAUAUUCUUCUGAAUCCAUGUGGUAACGAUAGAAACUUCACAAACAUCACGUACCAGAUACACGUACCCGAUGGAAUCACGUGGGUUCGACUACAAGAGGUCCACGAAGGGGAAGUAUUCCUUAUAAUCCGACAAUUGAGGGCUCUAAAGGAAAACCAUACAGAUUUAGUCAUCAUGUCCUCUAAGCUCAUGAGCGCAUUUCCUGUCCAAAACCAGCAGUCAUUUGCUCCAAUGGAGGCAUCAGAAUACUCCGAGAAGCACAUCCGGGAUUCCGCCAUUCAACAUCACACACGCUGGUUGCUGUUUUUGUUCAGUAAUGACGUCAUCGGACAAAGGAUACUGAACAACAUAUCGCUCGACAAUUUAGCCCUUAUAGUUCUGGAAACUGAGGACAGGAUUGAACAGAAGAUAUGCCACUCCAUCGAAAGUAUUCUACUUGCAGAUGAAUGUGCGGAACACGGAGUUAUUAGUGGCACCGAGUCCCUCAAACAUACGAUAGCGAGGCUGUUUCAUAGUAACAACCUAUGCCGUAAGUUUACGAUACAAACUCUGAUGUGGCGGGAUGAUGGACGAGAAUUGUCACCAGUCGGAUCUAUUAACUUAAAUGGAGAAAAAGAUUUACACUCAGAUGUAUUUCCUAACGUAGAUUUCGGAUUUAACCAAAGGAAGUUUAUUGUUUCUACUCAGCCGGUUUUUCCAUUUGAAUACAAAACCAACAAUUCAUUCGAAGGUUUGUGCAUUGACCUACUGGCACAGUUGGCAGUUGAAUUAAACUUUACUUUUGAAGUGAUUGUUUCCCCUGACGGAGAUUUUGGAGUGAUGUUGGAUAACGGCAGCUGGACAGGACUCAUAGGACAAUUACAGAGAAAGGACGUUGACCUCGUUGCUGGUCCAUUGUCAAUAACUAUCCAAAGGGAACAUGUCAUGGACUUCAUUCAUCCGUUUUUUCAUGACCAUUCUGUAGUUUUGAUACAAAAACCUGAUCCACAAGAAACAAAAUGGCGGACUUUAAUUGACCCUUAUAGUGAUACAGUCAUCAUCAGUAUCGGGUUGUCCCUGCCCCUCGCAUCACUCGUGCUUGUAGUUCUGGAAAACAUCAGCCCCGUCUACAGCAGAGAGGACAGGGCAGCCAACGAAAGUGACCUCAAUUCCUUUUUGGGCUCAUUCUGGUACCUGUUUGGAGCUCUUUUAACACAAGGUGGGAAAUACACUCCUUAUGCUCUUUCCGGUCGACUUUUUGUUGGCAUGUGGUGGCUGUUUUGUAUCAUCUCUUUGGCGACGUACAGUGGGAACCUCAUCGCCUCGCUCACUGUGUCAAAGGAGAAAUUGCCUUUUAAAUCGCUUAAAGAGAUGGUAUCGCAGGAUAAAUUUAAAUGGGGAACAUAUGGUGGCACUGUCUUUGUCACUAUGUUUAAGGUAUAUAUUACGAAGAUUUAA
This is a messenger RNA of Pecten maximus, 1452 nucleotides long. RefSeq names its product glutamate receptor ionotropic, kainate 3-like. Gene Ontology annotation, cellular component: membrane. Gene Ontology annotation, molecular function: glutamate-gated receptor activity. The transcript is spliced from 10 exons. The record is from RefSeq and is a predicted model, not a curated record. NCBI's taxonomy places the organism in Eukaryota, Metazoa, Mollusca, Bivalvia, Pectinida, Pectinidae. The coding region runs from base 1 to 1452 and encodes 483 amino acids.